CCGAAAUCUCCCGUGCGAGACCACUAGUGCCAAAGCUGUUAGCGGGCUGGAGAUCCUAGCACCGGGCGAUCGAGAUAGUCGACAUAAGGCCGCAGUGCAGAACUCCGGCCUCGGAAGGGUUGCUUACUCUCAAGCCUAAUUUUUGUCUAGAUAAAGAGUAAGGAAGACAGUAACGUGUUGAGACUACGCUUGGUGCUUACUGGAUAUUCUACCUUACAAUGGCUCUAGUGCUGAAACUGUAUCUCCUGAGCGUGACUCUCGUGGCGCUGAGUGCAAACGCGGAAGAUCUUUCAUUCAAAGAUGAAAUUGUUCGAGAUGAGAAUUGGCUGGAUCCCUCAAAUAUGUUUAUAUCGAAGGCAGGACACAGCCUUAAGGUAUAUGGCGACGAGCAUGGUAGCAGAGGUGAUGGCAGCGACGAUGAUGCGGUUGUUGUGCGUCCACUAAGCACCCGAGAGCGCAACGAAUGCCGAGAACAGCGCAAGGAACUUAUCACCUGUCAGAAAAAGCUAAAGGACCUGCAGCUGCUGCGCCAACUUAUUAACACCAGCUACGACGAACCCUGCACUGACCGCGAGUUCAUCUAUCUACGAAGACUUGCUCUAACGCUUGUCAAUAAAGCUAAAAUUCCGAAACAUGCGCCCCGUAGCAAUGUUAAGCUUGAGUUGUACCUGUCAGCCAAAGACGUGAACAGAAUCAAGGAGCUCGUAACAGAGCAACUGUGUGACAGCGUAUUUUCCCUUGAAUCUCUCCUGUCGAUUAUUUUGAGCCGACUCUAUGAACGAGAGGAAUCGCCAGACGAUCAGCUGGACUCCGUUGAAAUGUUCGGAAACGUCAAUUCAUUUUGGCUUAUCCCUCUGCUUGCGAUUGCCGGAACUGUAUUUUUCAACAUUUACAAUCGAAAAGUAACAGCGUAAAGCUAUUACGGAGCCGUUUUAAUGAAAAAGAUCAAUCCUUGACUCGUCACGACUGAUCUGAGAGCGCCUGAAGUUCGACCAAGCGAUCACCGCGGUGUUACACAGCUGCCUGCCUGCCUGCCCAAGGCGUUAUUGAUUACUCGAUAAGAGCAAGUUAUCCGUCUAAAUAAUGAACGAAUACUAUGUAGGAAAUAGAAACAUGUUAUUUGCCAUUCCUAUGAGCUACUUAUGUAUGGGCUAUUAAAAGCGAAAUAAAUUGCUAAGAUUAUGGUUACUUUGAAUUCCGCCCGCCGGCCUGGAGUUUUCUU
Messenger RNA from Varroa destructor (honeybee mite), 1222 nucleotides. RefSeq lists its product as uncharacterized. Gene Ontology annotation, cellular component: membrane; endoplasmic reticulum. The record is from RefSeq and is a predicted model, not a curated record. NCBI's taxonomy places the organism in Eukaryota, Metazoa, Arthropoda, Arachnida, Mesostigmata, Varroidae. Gene Ontology annotation, molecular function: chloride channel activity.